AUGAGAAGAAAGAGUGAAGAACAAAUCACGCAGAAAGUAGAGCCCGAUAUAUCUCUUUCUUCCCGAUCUCUCUCUCUCUCUCUCUCUCUCUCUCUCUCUCUCGCUCUGUACUCUUUAUGUGUUCUUCGUUGCUGCUCAAGAGGUAGCGUUAGAUCUGGAGAUCUGACAGUAGUUCGAGAAAAUCGCCCGGAAAAUGAUGGGAUCUCUUGGGCAAUUCGGGGGAUUCAAGAUCUGGGUUUUGCUGGUUUUGUCUGUGUUUUCUCAACUGGGGGUGUCUUUUUACCUGCCGGGGAGUUACCCUCACAAGUAUGGGAUCGGGGACACCUUGUCCGUGAAGGUGAACUCGCUAACUUCGAUCGACACCGAGAUUCCGUAUAGCUACUAUAGCCUCCCCUUCUGCCAGCCCCCGGAGGGCGUCAAGGACAGCGCCGAGAAUCUCGGCGAGCUCCUCAUGGGGGACCGGAUUGAGAACUCGCCGUACCGCUUCAAGAUGUACACGAAUGAGACGAAGGUCUUCUUGUGCGCCACUCCUCCCUUGUCGGGCGAUACCUUCAAGAUCUUGAAGGAGAGGAUCGACGAGAUGUACCAGGUCAAUCUCAUCCUCGACAAUCUCCCUGCGAUUCGGUACACCAAGAAGGAAGGGUAUUUUCUCCGGUGGACAGGGUACCCUGUUGGGAUCAAGGUCCAGGAUGUUUACUAUGUAUUCAACCACUUGAAGUUCACGGUUUUGGUCCACAAGUAUGAGGAGGCAAACGUUGCCCGUGUUAUGGGCACUGGAGAUGCCGCUGAGGUGAUCCCCACGAUCGGGAAUGGCGGAACUGAGGUUCCAGGUUACAUGGUUGUUGGGUUUGAGAUUGUCCCCUGUAGUAUCAAUCACAAUGCUGAUUCGGUCAAGGGCAAGAAGAUGUACGAUAAGUUCCCUUCCUCGAUAAAGUGUGACCCCACCACCGUCUCAAUGGCAAUCAAAGAGGGCCAGCCUAUUGUAUUUACUUAUGAGGUCACCUUUGAGGAGAGCGACAUCAAGUGGCCCUCUCGAUGGGAUGCAUACCUGAAAAUGGAGGGGUCAAAGGUCCACUGGUUCUCGAUCCUAAACUCGCUCAUGGUGAUCACUUUUCUCGCUGGUAUUGUCCUGGUGAUCUUCUUGAGAACUGUGAGGCGGGAUCUGACCCGUUAUGAGGAGCUCGACAAGGAGGCGCAGGCCCAGAUGAAUGAGGAGCUAUCAGGCUGGAAACUUGUGGUUGGGGAUGUAUUCCGUGCCCCGACAAACCCAGCCCUCUUAUGCAUAAUGCUUGGUGAUGGGGUUCAAAUUCUUGGAAUGGCAGUCGUGACGAUUCUCUUUGCAGCCCUAGGGUUCAUGUCCCCUGCUUCUCGGGGAACCCUCAUCACAGGCAUGCUGUUCUUCUACAUGAUUCUGGGUGUGCUUGCCGGCUAUGUGGCAGUCCGCAUGUGGAGGACCAUUGGGUGUGGGGACCCCAAGGGUUGGGUCCCUGUGGCCUUCAAGUCCGCUUGCUUCUUCCCUGGGAUAGCCUUCACCAUCCUCACGACGCUCAACUUCCUUCUUUGGGGAAGCCACAGCACUGGGGCAAUUCCCUUCUCACUCUUCGUCAUAUUGCUCUUGCUCUGGUUCUGUAUCUCGGUCCCGCUUACCUUAAUUGGAGGAUACCUUGGGGCUAAAGCUCCUCAUAUAGAAUAUCCCGUUAGGACCAAUCAAAUCCCGAGGGAAAUCCCGGCCCAGAAAUACCCAUCUUGGUUGCUUGUCCUCGGGGCUGGAACCCUGCCCUUCGGGACCCUCUUCAUCGAGCUCUUCUUCAUCAUGUCAAGCAUCUGGAUGGGUCGGGUUUACUAUGUUUUCGGAUUCCUCUUCAUUGUGUUGGUCCUGCUGGUCGUUGUCUGUGCUGAGGUUUCUCUCGUCUUGACCUACAUGCACCUGUGUGUCGAGGACUGGAGGUGGUGGUGGAAAUCCUUCUUUGCCUCGGGAUCAGUUGCUAUCUAUAUCUUCCUAUACUCGAUAAACUACCUCGUCUUUGACCUCAAGAGCUUGAGCGGCCCAGUCUCCGCAACACUCUACUUAGGAUACUCACUCUUCAUGGUGUUUGCCAUCAUGCUUGCCACGGGGACGGUCGGGUUCCUGUCCUCCUUCUGGUUCGUCCACUACUUGUUCUCCUCAGUCAAGCUCGACUAAAGCUGCUCAAGCAUUUCGAGGGAAAUUCAGAUAAAGAGAGAGAGAGAGAGAGAGAGAGAGAGUAUAAAACAGGACAGGAUCAAUGCAAAUUGUUCUUAAUUUCUGUGAUGUAUUACUUUUACUGUUCUUGGAUGAAUUUGGUCUAGGAAAACAUAGUUGUAGCUCUGAGCCUUUUCUUUUUCUUUUUUUCCCCCCUUUUUUCUUAAGAUUUAAAUAAUUUUCUCUGUAAUUCAUGUUACAUUUUCCUAAGGGCAUUCUGGUGGAGAAAAUGGAGCCUUUUGUUUGGUUGGUGUUUA
Messenger RNA from Punica granatum (pomegranate), 2478 nucleotides. Lineage: Eukaryota; Viridiplantae; Streptophyta; Magnoliopsida; Myrtales; Lythraceae. The record is from RefSeq and is a predicted model, not a curated record.